CUUUCGUGUGCUCCUCGAUCGCGUGUGUUUUGUGUGUGAGGCUCUUGGGUGUUUUAUCGCUUGGUCGGUCGCCCAAGAAAAGAAAAGCAACUGUGUUCUAUGUGCACUGACAGAAAAGAAGUGCGGAGAAGGAAAAAUAAAUAAACACUGCCAACAGUGUGUGCGAAGAGCCUCCGCAGGCAUUUCUUUGCGAAUCCGGGCGUUCGCGUGUGCAAAGUGAGUGUAUUCAUACGUCAAAUAUUUUCCCCGUGUAUCCUGCGCUCCGGCUGACAUAGCCUACUUCUGUUUUUGAAAGGUUUUCGGUUUCGGUACUGUAGUACGGUCGAAGGUUUUCAUUCAUGGAGAACUGUCAAUGAUAGUCUCAACGCAACCGAAGGAACUUGAAGGAAAACGAAGGAACAAACCAACCUACAGCGGAGAGCACUGCCGCACACAGCCAACAAUCGCCGAACGGCUGUGGCUGCUUUCAGGCAGCAAGAACAGUGUGUGAGUUAUAAAACACCCCGAAAAUCAAUGAAAAUUCGUGCUCCUCGGGUGGCUCUCGUGCGCUCGGCGGGCGCCUGAUUGCGUCAGGAACGGAGUUCCGGGUUUCGCAAGAUGAAUCCUAGUGCGCUAUCAUAAUUUAGUGUCAACUGCUGCAGGUGUUGUAUAGUAAGGUUUUCUGUUUUCUUUUUUUUCGCUCCCAUUUUCCCACCCAUCCACCGACCAGCAGAUGAUUAGUGCGCGGUUGGAACGGCGGAACGGAGAAGACGGUGCGGUUCUCGGUCGAUGUGAAGAGCCCAUGUGAGCGGAAGGCCCGCGAGCCCCGCAGAGAAGGAAAAACUUGUGCGAGGAAGAAAAUUGGCAAAUUCAACAUCGGAGAAAAAAAAGAAGAAAAAAAUUUCGGUAUAAAGUGUGUGUUAUCAGCAGGGUGUCCCGAGGCACCCAAAAGUGCAAAAGCAAAAGGCCGUAUUUAUUUCGUGAACAGCUAGUUUGCUCUGCUCAAGGGUGUUGGAUUGAAAGAAAAAGUAGUAGAAGAAAAAACAGCAAGGAAGAAAAGUGGAAAAACUUUACUUUGGUAGCGCAAGCAAAAUAGUUGCCGGAAGUGUUACCCUCCUGGAAGGCGUAUUGCAGUCGUCAGUGUCCGGAGCAUCAAGCAUCAUCAUCAUCAUCCCCCGAGAGGACCUCCGAGAACCUCCGUCGAAUGCGUCGUGUUGUGACCCUGUGUGGUGUGCGCGCCUCUUCUAGCGAGGAUUAAUGUGCAAGCGUAAUCAGAAAGCUUCGGAUGUUAGAACAACACUUGACCAGCGGCACCAACCCCAUCGUAACCAGGCUCCAUCCCCGUAGCAGGUGAGAAACCGUCCCGUGCCGCAGUUGCAGUCCAACAGUCAGUUGCUGGUGGGUGUGAAACGAAACAACAACAGAAAAAAAUACGAUAAUCAUCCGCGCAAGGACGCGAAGAGCGAGUGUCGGGUCGAGUCGAGUGGCAGCAACGAGGAAGCCACUUAAUGCUGUGUUGUUGUGCGAGCUUGCUAUCAGUGACAAAUAGGAAAAUAAUAUGUAAAUUUAUGAAAAUUUGAUAAGUUUUUCUGUGCUCGCGGUCGGUCGGUGUGUGCGCGCUUCCGUUUUGUGUGUCGGUCGGUGCGUGUGCAGUUUUUUUUUUUGCCUGCGUUCGUUCGUUCGGUGUUCAGUUUUUAUUACACUAUGAUCAGUUCGUUUGUGUUUGCGUUCUCGGUAACAUAAUCAGGAAUUCAUUUUUUUUUAUCUGAUCUCCGGGACUGGGGCAGAGAGUCUUUUUAACCAGUUGAGUUGGAAAAAAUGUCAUAAUUUAUGUAGCACGGUGGUGUUCAGUUAUUCGCUGGUAAUUCGUUUAAAACAUACCCACGAGAGAAGGUGGAAAAAGGAAGCGAGUGAGUGGGAACGAGAGAGAGAGAGAGUAAAAUACGACCGAUUAAAUUCAACAACAUAGCGACAACAAUAAAAAAUGCGCCGGUUAAAUCUCUAGAGCUCACCCAAAAAUUCGACGAUCAAGCGAAUAAAAGCGUGUGCCCGCAUAUUUUUUUGCGUGUGUGUAUGCGUACCUACAUAUGUGUGUGCGAGGCUUGCAAUGUUCCGGGUGGUUGCAGGCGAACAGAGCAGCAAGUGAAGUCAGUGCAAAAUUAAACGCAACACAGGAGUAACAGCAACGAGCAACGAGGAAAGGACCAACGCAGCUGCCUGCAGUCGUGGGGCGGAAGGAACUCCCUUCAAUGUGGACUGUGCGCCGCGGCAAAGAUGAACUCGUACGAAUUUAAUUCAACCAUGGACUGCCGUGAUAAUGGAAUACUUCGUGGAGCCGUGAAAAACAACACAAGAGGUUGCCUCCUGGACGGAGUUCCGCCUUCAGCUCCACCAGAUGUACCACCGCGUAAUCCCACAAUGAAUCGCAUGAAUGGUCGCGUCACCGGUAACCCUACAGAGCUGGGCGUCGAUUUCGAACCGUCGUGUCUGGUGCGAACGCCAUCAGGCAACGUCUACAUUCCGAGCGGAAAUCUAGCAAUCAACAACAAAGGAUCACCGAUAGACUACAAGACGGGCUCCGCCUGUUCCACACCCACGAAGGACACACUGAAGAGCUACGACCGCAACUGCAUGGGUCCGGUACUGCCGCCCCGGAGCGCCAUGUGUGGUCCCCCGUCACAUCACUACUCAGCGCCGCUGAACUUUCGCAAAGGCUUCACCAAAUGUACAUGGAAGUGUACGGCUAUACUAGUUAUAUUAUUAAGUGUUAUACUUGUUAUAACAUUAUUAUUAACAGCAUCUAACGUAUUAAGUAUAUCAUAUCCAACCACCAAUCCCUGUACAGUUCUAGUCGAUGAAAAAGCAGAAAUCUCUGCGGCCAAAAGUACGAUAGCGAAUGCGAACCGGGCAUCGGAUCCGGCAGGAAGUGGCACGGCAUCCGGUCGGGUGAAACCAGCUGUUGGUGCCGGCAGCGGAAGCAGCAGCAGUGGCGGCGGCGGCGGCGAUGGUGGAGGCAUCAGCAGUGCCGCUGACUCGCCCUCGCUGAGUUCCGCUUCCACAUCCGCGUCUUCAUCAUCAGCGGCGUCCACUGCGCCGGCCAACAGCAAUAGCAUUAGCAAUGCAAACAGCAACAACAACAACAACAACAACAAUAACGGAGGUGCACGAACAUUCCCAGCACGAAGUUUCCCACCCGAUGGCACCACCUUCUCGCAGAUCAACCUCGGCCAGCGGCUGUCGAAGGAAAUUCCCCCGUACAGCUACUGGAACAUGCAGUUCUACCAGUCGGAGCCGGCCUACGUGAAGUUCGACUACGGGAUACCGCGCGGCGCUUCGAUCGGCGUCUACGCCCGCCGGAAUGCACUGCCAACGCACACCCAGUACCACUUCAAGGAGGUGCUGAGCGGUUUCAACGCGCGCCAGACACGUGCCACUCACCCAUCGAUGCGUCGUGAAGUGACCCGCUACAUGGAACCGGGCCACUGGUUCCUGUCGAUCUACAACGACGAUGGUGACGCCCAGGAGCUUACCUUCUACGCUACCGUUGCCGAGGAUAUGACCCAGAACUGCCCGAACGGAUGCUCCGGCAAUGGGCAGUGCCUGCUCGGGCACUGCCAGUGCAAUCCGGGCUACGGCGGGGACGAUUGCAGUGAGAGUGUCUGUCCGGUGCUUUGCUCACAGCGAGGCGAAUACAUCAACGGCGAAUGCCAGUGCAAUCCCGGCUGGAAGGGCAAGGAAUGCUCGCUGCGGCACGACGAGUGCGAAGUUCCGGACUGCAACGGCCACGGCCAUUGCGUCAGCGGCAAAUGUUCCUGCGUACGCGGCUACAAGGGCAAAUACUGCGAAGAAGUUGACUGUCCGCAUCCGACCUGCUCCGGGCAUGGAUUCUGUGCCGAGGGAACGUGCAUCUGCAAAAAGGGUUGGAAGGGAGCGGAUUGUGCUACGAUGGACCAGGAUGCACUGCAGUGUCUGCCGGACUGUUCGGGCCACGGAACGUUCGAUCUGGACAGCCAGACGUGCACCUGCGAGCCCAAGUGGAGCGGUGAAGAUUGCUCGCAGGAACUGUGCGAUUUGAACUGUGGCCCGCGGGGACGCUGCGUCGGUGACAGCUGCAGCUGCGAUCCCGGCUGGGGCGGCGAAUUCUGCAAGAGCAAACUGUGCGAUCCGCGCUGCAACGAGCACGGCCAGUGCAAGAACGGCACGUGUCUUUGCGUAACGGGCUGGAAUGGGAAACAUUGCACCCUGGAGGGCUGUCCCAGUGGCUGCUCGCAACAUGGUCAAUGUCAUGUUAGUGGAGAACUGAUGUGGGAAUGCCGCUGCUACGAAGGUUGGGACGGUCCGGAUUGUUCGGUAUCGCUGGAGCAGAAUUGUGGCGAUAACAAGGACAACGAUAGAGAUGGUCUUGUCGACUGCGAGGAUCCGGAAUGCUGCGGAAAUCACCUGUGCAAAACAAGCCAGCUGUGCGUUUCGGCCCCGAAGCCGAUCGAUGUGCUACUGCGGAAGCAACCGCCCGCCAUUACGGCGUCCUUUUUCGAGCGCAUGAAGUUCCUCAUCGACGAGGGCAGCCUGCAGAACUACGCCAAGCUGGAAACGUUCAACGAAAGCCGAUCUGCCGUCAUCCGAGGCCGUGUAGUGACCUCGCUACAGAUGGGUCUGGUAGGGGUACGUGUGAGCACGUCGACCCCCCUGGAAGGAUUCACCCUGACACGUGACGACGGUUGGUUCGAUCUGAUGGUGAACGGAGGAGGUGCGAUUACGCUGCAGUUCGGCCGCUCGCCGUUCCGGCCGCAAACCCGCAUCGUACAGGUUCCGUGGAACGAGGUCGUUAUCAUCGAUACGGUUGUGAUGUCCACGCUGGAUGAUAAGGAAAAGACGGGGUCACCGCAUACCUGCUUCUCGCAUGAUUACGACUCGAUGAAACCGGUGGUGUUGGCUACUUGGAAGCACGGUUUUCAGGGUGCUUGUCCGGAUCGUAGUGCGAUUUUGGCUGAGUCGCAGGUUGUGCAGGAAUCGCUGUCCAUCCCCGGUACGGGGUUGAAUUUGGUCUACCACAGCAGCCGAGCUGCCGGUUAUUUGUCCACCAUCAAGCUCCAGCUUACGCCGGAUACGGUGCCGCAAACGCUGAAACUGAUCCAUCUUCGAAUUACCAUCGAAGGCAUUUUGUUUGAGAGGGUUUUCGAGGCAGAUCCCGGUAUCAAGUUUACCUAUCCGUGGAAUCGAUUGAACAUUUAUCGGCAGAGAGUUUACGGAAUUACGACGGCUGUGGUCAAAGUUGGAUACCAAUAUACGGAUUGUAAGGAUAUUAUUUGGGAUGUUCAGACGACCAAGUUGAGUGGUCAUGAUAUGAGCAUUUCCGAAGUCGGUGGAUGGAAUUUGGACAUUCAUCAUCGGUACAAUUUCCACGAAGGUAUCCUCCAGAAGGGUGAUGGUUCCAACAUCUAUUUGAAGCAUAAGCCACGUGUUAUUCUAACGACCAUGGGCGAUGGACACCAACGACCGCUGGACUGCCCCGACUGCAAUGGCGUCGCUUCCAAGCAAAGACUGUUGGCUCCGGUUGCUUUGGCGGCUGCCCCCGAUGGUAGUUUGUACGUUGGAGACUUCAACUACAUUCGCCGAAUCAUGAUCGAUGGAACAGUGAAGACCGUUGUAAAGCUGAAUGCCACUCGAGUUUCCUACCGUUAUCACAUGGCACUGAGUCCGCUGGAUGGUUCCCUCUAUAUCUCCGACCCAGAAUCGCAUCAAAUCAUCAAGGUUAAGAACAAGGACGAUUCCCACGAUCCCGAACACAACUGGGAACCGGUUGUCGGCAGCGGUGAACGCUGCCUUCCCGGAGACGAGGCCCACUGUGGUGACGGAGGCUUAGCCCGGGAUGCCAAAUUAGCCUACCCGAAGGGAGUAGCCAUUUCAUCCGAUAACGUUCUCUACUUCGCGGACGGUACAAACAUCCGUAUGGUCGAUCGUGACGGCGUGAUCAGCACUCUGAUCGGUAAUCACAUGCACAAAUCCCACUGGAAGCCAGUUCCCUGCGAAGGAACGCUCAAAAUCGAAGAAAUGCACCUCCGGUGGCCAACCGAACUGACGAUCAACCCUCUGGAUGACACGCUACACAUCAUUGACGAUCACAUGAUCCUUCGCAUGACCCCGGACGGUCGCGUACGAGUGAUCGCCGGUCGCCCCCUGCACUGUGCUUCAGCCGUUCCUGCGACUUUCGACUCCGACCUGGCGGCUCACGCCACACUAAUCAUGCCACAAAGCAUCGCCUUCGCUCCAUCGGGCGAUCUGUACGUAGCCGAGAGCGAUUCCCAGCGCAUCAACCGCAUCCGAGUGAUCGGAACGGACGGUAAGAUCGCCGCCUACGCCGGUGCCGAAUCCAAGUGCAACUGUCUCGAGCGCGGAUGCGACUGCUACGAAGCCGAUCACUACCUGGCGAUCAGUGCCAAAUUCAACACCAUUUCGGCCAUCACCGUCACUCCGGACGGGCACGUUCACAUCGCCGAUCAGGCCAACUAUCGCAUCCGAUCGGUCAUUUCCAGUCUGCCGGAGGCAGGCACCUCGAAAGAGUACGAAAUCUACGCUCCCAACGCCCAGGAGAUCUACGUUUUCAACCGAUUCGGCCAGCACAUUGCCACCAAGAACAUCAUGACCGGCGAAACGACCUACAGCUUCCUGUACAACGUAAACACCUCCAACGGUAAGCUCAGCACCGUCACGGAUGCCGCCGGCAACAAGGUAUUCCUCCUGCGCGACUACACCUCUCAGGUUAACUCCAUCGAAAACACCAAAGGUCAAAAGUGUCGCCUUCGAAUGACCCGCAUGAAGAUGCUGCACGAACUGAGCACACCGGACAACUACAACGUAACGUUUGACUAUCACGGACCAACUGGGCUGUUAAAAACCAAACUAGACUCAACGGGCCGUUCCUACGUGUACAACUACGACGAAUUCGGUCGACUGACGUCGGCCGUCACCCCAACGGGCAAAGUAAUCGACCUGAGCUUCGAUCUAAGCGUCAAAGGAGCAACCGUAAAGGUAACCGAAAACUCACAACGUGAAGUUUCCAUGCUAAUCCAAGGUUCAUCAGUGGUUUCCCGGGUCGGCGAAGCCGCCACCAAAACAACCGUCCUAGUAGACGGUGGAACCACCAGUGUAUCCCCCUGGGGAAACGUAGUCUCGGUAGAAUCCGUACCCUACAUUCUGCUAGCCGAAAUUGACCCCCUGCUAGGUGAAAGCUACCCCGUACCAUCGAAGCAGCGCACCGAAAUCAACGGAGACCUCUCGAAUCGCUUCGAGUGGCGUUACUUCAUUCGACACGUUCCGGUUCGGGGAAAGAACUCCCGUGCCCUUACCCAGGUUGGACGAAAACUGCGCGUCAACGGAGAUAACCUCCUAACGUUCGAGUACGAAAAGGAUAGUUCCUCGAUAACCGUUUCCGUGGAUGAUAAAACCGAACUGCUCAAUGUAACGUACGAUAAGUCCUCGCGUCCGAUCGCCUACCGACCGCAGUCGGGCGAAUAUGCCGACGUUGAUCUGGAGUACGAUCGUUUUGGCCGACUAAUUUCCUGGAAAUGGGGUAACCUAAAGGAGGAAUACACCUUCGACCGAGCGGGACGCUUAAACGAAAUCAAAUACGGCGACGGAAGCUCAAUCGUGUACGCUUUCAAGGAUAUGAUCAGUAGCCUUCCACUAAAGGUAACAACACCCAGACGAUCGGAUUACCUACUACAGUACGACGAUGCCGGUGCACUGCAAUCGCUAACUACCCCGAGAGGUCACAUUCAUGCCUUCUCGCUGCAAACUUCGCUCGGUUUCUUCAAGUAUCAGUACUUCUCGCCGAUCAACCGACAUCCGUUCGAGAUUCUGUACAACGAUGAUGGGCAAAUUUUGGCGAAGAUUCACCCCCAUCAGUCCGGAAAGGUGGCGUUCGUGUAUGAUAACGCAGGACGUUUGGAGACGGUGCUGGCGGGAUUGUCCUCGACGCAGUAUACCUACCAGGAGAGUACCAGUUUGGUGAAGAUGGUCGAUGUGCUGGAGCCCGGUUUUGAACUGCGCAGGGAGUUCAAGUAUCAUGCCGGUGUGAUGAAGGACGAGAAGCUGAUGUUUGGUUCGAAGAGUGCGCUGGCUUCGGCGCACUUCAAGUAUCAGUACGAUGGUAAUGCACGGUUGAGCGGAAUCGAGAUGGAUAUCGACGGGAAGGAUUUGCCCAUUAUGCGGUUCAAGUACGGGCAGAGCUUGGGAACGUUGGAUGCCAUCAGUGAUCUGAGGAUUACCAGGAAUGCAUUUAAUAGGACGGUUGUUCAGGAUACUUCCAAGCAGUUCUUCACGAUUACCGAUUUUGAUGAACAUGGACGGGUUAAAAGCGUGCUAAUUAAUAUCAAAUCGUUCGAUGUUUAUCGAUUGGAGUUGGACUACGACCUGAGAAACAGAAUCAAGACCCACAAGGUGAUGGUUGGGCGAGUAACUUCGCUGGAUAAGGUCAACUACAAUGCCGAUGGUCAUGUGAGCGAAGUUGUCGGAACCAACUCGUGGAAGUAUUUGUACGAUGAGAAUGGAAACAUCAUCAGCAUUCUGGAGCAGGGCGAUAAGACCAAUCUGGGCUAUGAUACGGGAGAUCGCGUUAUACAGGUGGGCGAUGUGGAGUUCAACAGCUACGAUGCCCGUGGUUAUGUGGUUCGUCGAGGUGAGCAGAAGUAUCGUUACAACAAUCGUGGACAGCUGAUUCAUGCCCUGGAACGGGAUCGAUUCCAGACGUGGUAUUUCUACGAUGACCAGGGUCGUCUAGUGGCCAGCCACGACGAGAAGGGUAACGUGACGCAGUACUUCUACGCUAACAUUAACUCACCGGAGCUGAUCACGCACAUCCACUAUCCGAAAGUAUCUCGAACAUUCCGAUUUUUGUAUGACGAUCGUGACAUGUUGGUAGCAGUGGAAACCGGAGAACAGCGCUACUACGUAGCUACCGACCAGAACGGAUCACCGAUCGCAUUCUUCGACAUCAACGGUAACAUCGUUAAGGAAAUCCGCCGAACUCCGUUCGGUAAAAUCAUCAAAGAUUCCAAUGUAGACUUCUUCGUACCGAUCGAUUUCCACGGCGGUCUGCUAGAUCCGAACACCCGACUGGUUUACAUGGAAAAGCGACUCUAUGACACUUCGGUAGGUCAAUGGAUGACACCCUCUUGGGAGCAGUUGGCCACCGAGAUGCGUCUACACACGGAUGUGUUCAUCUAUCGGUUCCACAACAACGAUCCGAUCAACCGUAAGGAACCGAUGAACUACAUGAACGACCUGAAGUCCUGGUUGCGGCUGUUCGGUUACGAUGUCACCAAGAUGCAGGGCUCGAAGUACACCAAGGAUAUGAUCUACAAGCCGAAAGCCAUGAUCAAGUCACCCCAGCUGGCACCGGACUUCGGUGUUAUGUCCGGAUUGCAGUGCAUCGUUGAGAAGGUUGACGAACGAUUCUCGGACUUUGGUUUCGUACCGAAACCCCUGCUGAAAAUGGAGCUGAAAACGAGAAACCUUCUCCCGAGGGUGGCCUACCGGCGGGGAGUGUUUGGCGAGGGCGUUCUGAUUUCCCGUAUCGACGGUCGUGCUCUGGUUAGUGUCGUCGACGGAUCCAACAGUGUCGUGCAGGAUGUCGUUUCGUCCGUGUUCAACAGUUCCUACUUCCUGGAUUUGCACUUUAGCAUCCAUGAUCAGGACGUUUUCUACUUUGUGAAAGACAAUAUCAUGAAGUUGCGCGAUGAUACGGAGGAACUGCGUCGAUUGGGAGGAAUGUUUAACGUUUCAACGCAUGAAAUUAACGAUCAUGCUGGUUCGAAUGGUAAGGAACUUCGCCUGCACGGACCGGACGCGGUUGUGAUUAUUAAGUACGGCGUCGAUCCCGAGCAGGAGCGACAUCGAAUUCUGAAGCAUGCCCACAAGCGAGCCGUUGAAAGGGCUUGGGAACUCGAAAAGCAACUGGUCGCCGCCGGCUUCCAGGGCCGAGGCGACUGGACCGAGGAGGAAAAGGAGGAACUAAUCUCGCACGGUGACGUUGACGGUUGGGUCGGUGUGGACAUUCACAGCAUACACAAGUACCCGCAGCUGGCGGACGACCCCGGCAAUGUAGCAUUCCAGCGCGACUCGAAACGAAAGCGGCGGAAGAGCGGCAGCCACAAAACGCUGCGUCAGCACAGGCACGAAAGCUCGUGAAACGCCAGCGCUCCUCCGCUAGUGCAAUCUCUAUCCGAUCUGUGAAGCUUUCCAAAACAAGACAAAACAAAACAAAAAAAAAUCAAGCAAAACAUACACACAAACACACAGAAGCGGCAAAAGAAAUCAAGUAAAUUUCAUAGAAUGCUCUCUCUUUUAAGGAAAGUCUUUCUCCGAGAACUGAUUUGAAGAAAGAGAAGAUAAAUAUUAGGAAUAUUGUGAUACAUAGAUUUAUUUUGGAUUAUUUUCAUAGGAUUAAAAGUAAAAUUUGAAAAUGAUAGGAGGAACCGUGGCAAGUUUUCUACGCUCGAGCAAGCUCUUUCUCAUUCGAGUCGCGACGGAACACAUUCAAAAAAAGCAGAAUGAUAAUAUCAGUACAGAGACAAAAAUGAAUGAAAACAAACAAACUACAUAUUUUUAUAGUAGAUGCACAACCCAAACCAAACCUCCAUCAACAGCAGCAGACGAGAGAUCUGGCUAAGCGUCAGAUAAUAAGUAGAAAAGUAUGGUUUCCGCCAUGUUGUGAAUGUCAUCGUAUUUUCCAACCCGUACACCGACCCUUCAUCAGCAUCAUACAUCAAAGCAUCAGCAAAGAAAAAACGUAAAACACAAUAACCGAUAACUGUUAGAGAAAUUGUGCAACCAAAAUAAUCAAUCCUUUUUGCAAAGAAAAGACAAAUAUAAUCGUAAACAAAAGCAUACAUUAAACGCUGAAAAUCAAAAAACUGUUUCACAAACAAACAAACAAACAUUCACAAGUAACACACACACAUUCUAAACACAGAAAAAACAACUCUCACACACUCACAUUAAGACAAACUGAAAUAAACAAUUCAUUAUUCGUCACGUAGAAAGCAACCGGAAGGGGGACAAACGAAACUAUCAUUUUAUACAUUUUUCCAAUGACUCCCAGGAUGAGAUUGGGCCCGGCCCCGGCCCGGCUCGGGCAAACAGAAGCGAAAAAAAAAACACCGGAAACAGCCCUCUAAAAUAGCGAAGAAUGUAGUUAAUUAGAUGACAAUUAAAUGUGAACAUUGUGGAUGUCUUUUAGCAGUUAAGCAAGCGCAAAGAGCAAAGUACAUUUUAAGCAGAACCGAAGAACGAACGAACGAAUACGGACAGACAGACAGUCAGUCGAGUUGCUAGUGGGAAAAAAACCUGUAGAAAAAAUAUAGAAACAGAAGAGUAAAAAAACAGAAUUUGGUGUUGUGCAAACAGUGCCAUUCAACUAGUCGAUAUGUCUUUAAUGACAGCUGAGAAAAAUAAAAAAAAUCAAGUGGAAAUAAUAACACUUGUUACAUACAUUACCGGAGACAACUCAGAACAUGGUCGUGGAGAUAUUUUUACUAGAACAACAGCAAACAAAAAAAAAAAAAAAGAAUCUUUAUGAUAUUCAAACAAACAAAAAAGAAUGAUUAGGGAUAAAGGAAGCGGGAAAAAAGGGUUGAAUACUCGGAGUAAAGAGAGUAAAAUGAGUAAAAUUAUUGUAGAGAACAAAACAAAACAAAAAUUAGUAAGGUGCCAUAGAAAGGGGAAGACAGGUCGGCUGUCUUUGCCGGCCGGUAAAGGAUCAUCGUCGAAAUAAGUGAACAGAAAACAAAAAUAUCCUUAUUAGUAGGUGACACUCACACAACUGUACAGUAUAAAUUAGUCGAUAGGCAGAAAGCAGCAGGACAGACGAUGACCGCGCGAUAUUACGUAAUAGGCAAAUCUUGUUCUUCUUCUUCUGCUUGAUUUUACCGACUGUAGCUAGCUGUAGCUGCGCACGGUUGCAGCUGUCCGGCGGCCUGUAGCAAAACAGAAAAUCCUCCCCCUCAAAGGUUAGGAAAAAAAAAGAAAAUCCCACACCUGUCGGUGCGAAGUGACACCACGCUUCUAGUAGGCCAUGCGUUUUGUUUUUUAUUUGUUAAAAUUUUGCAGCACCGAAGCAUAGGGCAGUUUUGUGUUUCGAUUCAGAAUCGAGCUUAAAAACGAUGGCAAAAGUUGGUGAAACUUCCACCGAACCCCAGUGUGUGUGUGUGUGAAAAACGGAGGAAAAAACAAAUAAAUCACAUAAAUCCGUCUUGCUUCCUGGUUUUAAAAGUGAAAAAUUAGAAGAAACAUUCUCUCUGGUAAGUGUCGAUUUGACAGCAAACAAAAACAAAUAGAGAUUAAACCAUACUCAAAAGGUUGACUCAAAACAAACUCAAAACCAUACUUGAACGAUGAAUUCUCUCUCUAUCUCUCUCUAUUCUUGGCUUCUACAGGGUAUUUGUGAUAAAAUCGAACAGAGAACAAAAAAAAAACUUAAGAGACGAAUCAUACAAUACUCACACGCAGGAUGAAUGAACAAUACCAAAAACCAAAAAAAAAAUCGGAAAACGUAACAACAACAAUAGAUAGCUUUUCGUUUGAUUUUCUUGAGCCUUAGUUACAGCUUCCAACACAUGACACAGAACCUCUCAGAACACUUUCACACUCAGUACCGAUACUCGCUCAUACUCGAACUUUCUCUGUCUUUCUUAUUUUUCGAAAGGCGAAAGCUUCGAACCGGUAGUAGACACGCGCUUACAGAUUUUCCUCUCGUUCAUGUUUAUAUUUUUUUUAUUUACCUUUCUCGAAUGGCAAGAACUCUAGGUGUAGCACAUACAACAACAGUACAUAGCAGUAGUCAAAGAAUUUUUAUUUACCACCGCUUUCCCGGAAGCUAACGGGAGCGAGCGGAAACAAUAGUUGCCACACACAAUAGUUUUUGACCGCCAGUAAAACAACAAAAUAUAGUGCACAGGAAAACCGACACACAACAACAACAUGGUCGCGGUUGGUUUUAUGGUUCCAUCACGGAACAACCAAGCUGCGCGGUAGCGCAAACGUCCCUCGUUUUCCAUCCCCUUGUCCUGAUCCCCUUUCCCGGCACUUCUUAUUAGAUUACACUAGUGAAGGUAGUAGAAAUUUGUAGAAAUGAAAAAAAUGAAUCUGCGAAAAAAAAACAACAACCCAAAAGCAAUAAGAGGAAUGACAAGAAAUGAAAAGCGCAAAUCGAAACCAUAGCAACCCACUAACACUAUUUUGACUUUUUCUGUUUCACUGCUGUAACCCGAUGGUUACUGCGUUUCGAUUUUGUUUAAAAUUUUCUGCACAAAUCGGGCAGAUUUUUCCAAUUUUUCGUUGCAAAACAAUCGCUAACAAAAAAAGCAUCAUAAGAAAAACCCAACCCAACCGACGAUACGAAAUUGUGCAAUCAAAUUAUUAUCCUACACAACACGCAAAGUAGACGUUGCGAAAAGGUGUGUGUGCUCCUUUUUUGUGAAGGACGAAAAAAAACUGCUAUACUUUUUGACUAUUGGUUAAGAUUUGAUCUAAACAAAUGGCUGAAAUUUGUAAAACUUGUACAUAAACAAAUAACUUGUUUGUCGAUAGCAGCAACCUGUGUAUUUAUUGUUUUCCUUUCUCUCUAUAUUGUCAACGCAUACGACGCGCCCAUGACUCUUUUUUUUAACGCUAUUUAGUAAGUUCCAUUUGAAAAGAGAUGGCAUUAUAUCCAACGUUUCUCGUUGAGUUUGUUGUAAAUACGGAGAAUCUCGUGAGUCACACACCACGCCACUCCGAGAAUCUCCACUGAUUCAAAGGUUAAUUAAGCAUUACUAUAAUACAGUAAAAAAAUCCUAACCCUAACCUUCCUGUUCCCCAACCCCCCUAACAUACCGUUUUGUAUAUUAUACUUUUCCCACCCUUCCCACCUUAUCACCCCUAAAAUUAAUCUAAGAACUGUAGUAGGACUGGAAAAUCAAAGUUUUUAAAGUUUAACCGGCGGGCAGAAGUCGUCGUCGUCGUCGUCGCUUGUAAUCAAAGCAAGACGUAGAAAAAAUUUACAACAAAAUGACUGGGUUUUGUGUGAUCUGCUUGAAAACAGCAGCAUCAAAAACACGAAAAAUAAAACCAGUAAGUGAAAAAAAACGUAAGAAGCAAACGACGACGAAACAGGCGGAAGCGAGUGAAUAACUUUUUAUUUUCUUUUGUAAAAUACUAAAAACCGAAGAAGGGCAAACCCGUAUAUACAUAGUAAGGCAAGGCAAGUGACAAGAAACAAAAAAAAAAAAAAUGCAGCCCCGAUGAAUGGUGGUGAAUCUCUAGUGCGUAAAUAAAUUGACUGCCGAACAGUACGUUCGUUACUCGACGUAGGCGGCAGCAGCAGCAGUAAAAGCUGCUGGCGAGAAGCAAACAAAAACUUGUAAAAAUGACGAAAAAAAAACACACAUUAAAAGUAGUGCGCGAUGGGAAGCAGAGAAUGAAAACCGAAAAGCAACAAUAUUAUUACGAUUAUUAUUAAUUAUUAUUAUU
This is a messenger RNA of Sabethes cyaneus, 14487 nucleotides long. RefSeq names its product teneurin-m (gene Ten-m). The record is from RefSeq and is a predicted model, not a curated record. The transcript has 13 exons. Gene Ontology annotation, biological process: motor neuron axon guidance. Bases 2254 to 10167 code for a protein of 2637 amino acids. NCBI's taxonomy places the organism in Eukaryota, Metazoa, Arthropoda, Insecta, Diptera, Culicidae.